Molecule: messenger RNA, 762 nt
Organism: Bactrocera dorsalis (oriental fruit fly)
Lineage: Eukaryota; Metazoa; Arthropoda; Insecta; Diptera; Tephritidae
Gene: mRpL21
Product: 39S ribosomal protein L21, mitochondrial
Exons: 2
Coding region: 93-710 (205 amino acids)
Cellular component (GO): ribosome; mitochondrial large ribosomal subunit
Molecular function (GO): structural constituent of ribosome
Source: RefSeq, a predicted model, not a curated record
AUAACAGCUGAUUGUCAAUUCGACUUAUUAUUUUUGGUUAGAAUGAAGUGUUUGUGCAAUAGUUCGUGAAUCCCAGUCGAAUAUUGAAAAUAAUGGCGUUUUUGGCUAAAGGAUUGCUUUCCGUGGCUCGGCAGCCUUGCCUCGUUAAUAACUUAACACACACAUUUCGUGCGCUCAGCCUUGCACCGCGCCUGCAGCAACAACAAAAGCCCACUUUAGUAAACGCCGCCGUUGUAGCAAAUAAAAGUGAAAAAGUGUCUUCAGAACUCGAACAAAAAGAAUGUCAAGAUGUUUUCGAUAAAGUUAACCAACAACUUGAUGAACGUAAGGAGGGACGUCUAUUUGCUAUUGUACAUUUGUGUGGCAAACAAUUUAAAAUAACAGCAGGCGAUAUAAUACUUGUGGAGGGCUACUGGCCACCUACAAUUGGCGAUGAAAUACGUUUGGAAAAAGUGUUGCUAGCUGGUGCUAAGGAUUUCACUUUAAUCGGUCGGCCAAUACUGCCGGCAGGUUUGGUGAACGUGAAGGCGACAAUUAUUGAGAAAACCCUAACGCAUACGAAAACACAUUUCAAAAAGAAGCGCAGGAAGCAAUACAUGCGUAUCAACUUCCAACGUUCACCGAACACAAUGAUUCGCAUCAAUUCAAUUGAAGUUGAGCAAAAUGUAGGUGGCCCUGCGCAAGUAAUCAGUGAGCCGCGUAUAUUUUAGUUGCAUUUUUUCAACCGUUGUACAUAAAGUGUAGCAGCCAAUAAAGUAGUUA